Molecule: messenger RNA, 1674 nt
Organism: Zea mays
Lineage: Eukaryota; Viridiplantae; Streptophyta; Magnoliopsida; Poales; Poaceae
Source: RefSeq
GGAGAGUGCCCCAACUGGCCAACUGCUUGACGAACAAUCCUCUCCGUUCUCGCAGUGGCGGGUUUCGGCGACAGCGCCGCCUCCGAUGCUCGGCUCGAGCGCCGCGUACAGUGGAGGGAGCGGAGCUCGAAGGGCGAAGGCGCAGGGGGGCUCGCGAGUCGCUAUCCAGCCCACGCCGUCACGCACUCACGCAGCUGCACCUUGCAUCCCAGGAAGACCUUGUUUGCUUCGUCCAAGAUCUUAUCACCGUGCUUGAUCAGUUUGUUUGAGUACCAUGUGAGGAAGAACUUCCCCUUGUCGGUCUGGUAUGUUCCGUUAUCCGCGAAGAACUGGGUCUUCUCAGGAGUGUCAUUGUACGUCCCAGCAUCAUCAGGCAAAUCCCACUCAGGAUGCCCAGCCUCUUCUGCUGCUGCUUUGAAGUCUGCUUGCAGGUACACCAAGAGGGCAGGAGUUUCAAGUCAGCUGACCUGAAUGGCAGUUCUCCCAUGGAAGAGAGGCUGGUCGUCCACUCCAAGCGUGAGAUACUCGAUGUUCGUCAGCCCACUCCGGUUGGUGUAGAAGAUGUCGGGGUUGCUUUUGCCGACGUCCCGCACCCACUGCGGGAUCGGGAUGUUGACGACGUCGCCGACGUUGCCGCCGCACUGGUGGCACGACAUGAUGGCCUGCAGCUUCAGCCCGGCCUCCUGCACCAGCUUGAACACCUGCCUGUAGGCGCUCCAGUCGUAGACUCCCGGCUCCUUCCCUUCCACCAGCCCCCACCAGACGUCGAUCAUGACCCCGUCGGCGCCCGCCUCCGUCAGCUUCUUCAGCUGCGCCCUCGUCUCGUCCUCCUUCUCGAACGUGUUGUCGACAGUGAUGACAUCCAGCUGCAUGUUCGCAAGCCAAGCAGAGUUGACAAAAAAAGGGGGGGGGGGGGGGGGGGGUGUAAAUCAUUCAGCUUCAUCUUUCCUUUUUUGGAAUGGCACGAUUCGUUUAGGUCGAUCUCUCCUUUUUUUUGUUCGUUAUACAAACUGGUAGCAGUAUGCUAAUAAUGCUGCAGCCGCACAUGAUUCUUAAGCAGCUUACCGGGAGCAUGACGUAGACCUGGACAUAGUUGGCUAGCGCGUUCCCCGCCAUUGUAGCUGGCUGGCUACGCUCUGAGAGACCUCACUGGCUUGCUCUGCUUGGUGGUCGCUGAGCUUGGGCCUUGAUGGAUGUUGCAGGGAGCUUGAGGGUCUAUUUAUACAGCGGAGGCAGGGGAGAUCUGGAAUGCGACUUUGCAGCGCUUCUCCAGCGAUGCAAAAACCUAUCUUUCCGUAUAGUCGCCCAGGAAUGCGCAUGUGCAGGGUGAGCUGAUGAUUUUGGAUAUCGAUACCAUCCCGAGCUGGCAUAUGUAGCACAGCAGGUUGUUGCCAUUGUGAUUCGCGGGGACUGCGUCCUGAAGAACUUUGGUUUUGACGCCUUGUAUUUGUACGGCAAUGAUUGGGAUGAACAUGGCCGGUGAGAAUUUUUUAUUUUACAUUUUCUGUCCUCGUUUGCCACGUGAGUGUUGUCUGAUUCUGAUGUAAAACAGCAACGAGUAAAAAAAAAGUAUAAGUGGAACCUGUAAUGUGGGAUUGUAACAAAUAUAUAUAUUGCAUGGCUUAUUAUAACAGCACACGGGCUGCGGUACCAUGUGUGUGGCAUGUUUUAUAC